Messenger RNA from Dreissena polymorpha, 6355 nucleotides. Its product is annotated as ras-related protein Rab-3. The record is from RefSeq and is a predicted model, not a curated record. Gene Ontology annotation, molecular function: GTP binding; GTPase activity. NCBI's taxonomy places the organism in Eukaryota, Metazoa, Mollusca, Bivalvia, Myida, Dreissenidae. Bases 188 to 847 code for a protein of 219 amino acids. Gene Ontology annotation, biological process: protein secretion; regulation of exocytosis; protein localization to plasma membrane. The transcript has 5 exons. Gene Ontology annotation, cellular component: synaptic vesicle; endosome; plasma membrane.
UCCCCUCCUUUCUGUCAUUGAUCACUUACAUUUCGUUGGUUGCGUAUGUAUAUAGGAAAUAUAGGAUAGUGUAGUGCCACCAAGGGAUGCUAGACGUGUAAACGCUCUCAUAAACUGACUGGUUGUUAUAGGAAUCUUCUUUGGAUUAAAAACAAGCUGACAUAGCGGAAUUAAGUUACUUUCCAAGAUGGCUUCAGCAAAUGAUUCCAAAUGGCAGAAGGACGCUGCGGAUCAGAAUUUCGACUACAUGUUCAAGUUGUUGAUAAUAGGGAACAGUUCAGUGGGAAAGACUUCUUUUUUAUUCCGCUACGCAGAUGAUUCAUUCACGUCUGCGUUCGUUAGCACCGUGGGCAUAGACUUCAAAGUGAAAACAGUGUUCAGACAGGACAAGAGGGUGAAGUUGCAAAUAUGGGAUACGGCUGGCCAGGAGAGGUACAGGACAAUCACCACAGCCUACUAUCGAGGGGCAAUGGGCUUCAUUCUCAUGUAUGACGUCACUAACGAAGAAUCGUUCAAUGCUGUCCAGGAUUGGUGUACGCAGAUCAAGACAUACUCAUGGGACAACGCCCAGGUCGUACUGGUGGGAAACAAGUGUGACCUUGAGGAUGAAAGGGUCGUGUCAACUGAGCGUGGCAAGCAAUUAGCAGACCAACUAGGCUUAGAAUUCUUCGAAACCUCUGCCAAGGAGAAUAUCAAUGUGAAGGCCGUAUUCGAGCGCUUGGUUGACAUUAUCUGCGAUAAGAUGUCUGAAAGCCUCGAUUCUGAUCCGACCCUUGUGAGCAGUCAAGCCAAGGGCACACGACUGUCCGAGAACCCGGGUCCCCAAGCGUCAAACUGCCAGUGCUAAUCUCCCUUUGAUGUGACGUUUUCGUCCACUGUACUCUGCUGUUAAUUUAUUGGAUAAAUCCAUUGUCAUAAGAUUUAACAACAUUGUCACCUUAGUUGAGAAGCAAAAUAUUUGCAGUUUUAGAUUUGCAAACUGUAUAAGUUGUUGAACUUUGGUGAUGAUUUUAUUGUCAGUUGCACUGUCAUGAUGUAGUUUGUGACUUGGUAAUCAUAAGAGUAUGUACUUUAGAACUAUUUUACUGGCACAUCAUUUAAUCACGUCAUGACUGACAUUGGUGGACUUUUGUCCAGCUGGUCAUUAUAGAUCUGUUUUAUGUCAAAUGCAUUCCAGUUAUUCAGAGAAAAUGUUUAUAUAAUUUUUUUUGUAAAGUUGUGUAGAGUGGAUAUAGCGAUGUGAAGACAGUUUUCUUAAGGUAUUGUUAAGAAAAAAAAUUGGGGGUUAUUUGUUGGAAUUGGUGGUUAGACUCUGAUAAAACUGAAUAACAGAGUGACUGCUACCCCAGACCCAACUGAAAUAAUUUCAUGCAUGUUAUUUUGUUUUAGUUAUCAUUUAAACACACAUGUCAAAUAGAGAAUCUGUUAGAGGUUGUGUUAUACUAGUUGUAUUACAUGGGUGAUAAAUGGGUUUUCUUCAUUUUAAUAAUGACCAUGAAACAGUUGCAAGUGAUAUUAAAGGAUUUAGCAAUUAAAAGAUCAUGCUUUUUUAUUUUAAAAAACCUUCUAGAAAACAGAUUUUUCAGCCAGUCAAUGAUUUUGUUAUACACUAAAAUUAUUACUGUUUUGGAGUAGAAUUUCUGAUGAUGUUUUUAUGUGCAUUUUUCGAGUAUCAGGUUACAGGGUAAGAGCACAUAGAAAUGUCCAUGGUUGCAAAUGAAUUAUAUUUAUAAAACAUUGUCAUUGUCAGUUUGAUUAAAAAUAUGUUUGGAUAGAAAUUCAAUUUAUUUUUUGAAAAUGAACAUGUUUAGCUUCAGUACGGAUAUAUUCAUGUUUGCUUCAUGUUUUGAAGGUAAUGUUUAGUAACAACAUUGGAAAUUAAGCAUACCAGGACACAUGACUGUUUAAAAUGUGUAUGUUGUAUUGAUAUUUAUAGUGUGAUGCAUAUGAAUCCCAUGGGACAUUGUAUGAACUUUUGACUCAAACAAUCAUGAGGUCUUUGUCCUGAAGUUGACAUGCUAAAAGUCUAUAGGACAUACUUGUUUACCACUUGACACAAGCUGACAUUUAUUUUUUGUUGUUUUUGGCCCCGGAAUGAAAGAACAUGAACGUGGUUACUAUACACGCCAAAGCUGUUAGGUUCUUGAUUGUAUUUAUUCAAAUAAUUUGUUAACAUGCACAUGGAAAUCUACAUCUACUACAACUUCAAGCUUAACUUAAUACAGAAUGUUCUCCUCAAUAAAGAAAUUUUCAGCAUUUGAUAUUUUCCAUGGUAUACUUUAUAGAAAAAAAAUCGCAGAACUGAAGAAAAUAAAGUUCCUCUGCUUCUUGCUACAUUUAUGUAGAAUAAAGGUCAAUGAUAAAUAAGAAGUUUAUUGUUGGCUUUAAUGUUACAUGUAGAGCUUCUAGUGUUUAUUCUUUGUCGUAUACUUCAGGCCUAGACUUUUUUAUAAGUUCUUCUUUCUUGUGGACUAUUAAUGUUUUGUAUGAAAAUAACACAUAUACAUCACUACUGAUUGCUUUAAAUGAACUUCCCAUACAAUUGUCAAAAUGCUUUACAAGCCUAUGUUGCUAUAAAAUGAUGUUGUGAUUGGUUUGAAUUUAACCUACAUUUCUCACAAACCAGCAUUGUUUAAAUCUUAUUUUAACCCUUUGCAUGCUGGGAAAUUUGUCGUCUGCUAAAAUGUUGUCUGCUAAAUUUCUAAAAUUAGCAUUUUCUUUGAUUUUUUUCAAAUAAUACUGUCAGAAUAGCAAACAGUUUGGAUCCUGAUGAGAUGCCACGUUCUGUGGCGUCUCAUCUGGAUCCAAACUGUUUGCACAGGCCUUCAAAAUUCGGUUCCCGCACUGAAAGAGUUAAGUCAUUUCAAAUCAUUUUGAACUGGUGAUAUUUUGUUACAUUACAUUUUCAUUAUUCUUGCAAUUCUUAUUUCAAUUGAUGUGAUUUAGACCAAAGAUAGAAUCUAUCACUAUAUUUGCUCUUCAAAGAAAUCCAGUUUGUGUUCUUGUGCAAUAUUUCUAUUUCUGCCUCAAUUUUUAGCUUUUUCUGGAGUCGAUCUGCUCCAAGAAACUUACAUUUCUGUGCAAUCUACAUAGACGCAGUAAAUUACAAAUUCCAGCAAAAAAUUACAUGUAUUAAUUAUUUCCUCUGUGUUCAUAUUCUUUGUUUUUGUUGUGUUCUUGACUAUUAUUGCAUUUAUUGGCAAAUUUUACAUUAAUUUGUAUUCUUUCUAUUUGCUCAGUUUUACUUGUUGCAUGUUAUUUUAUACAAAUGAGAAGUGGGAUGACACACUUAUGAAACAUCUGAAAUAGUGUGAAACUGUGUUUUUUUGUUUAUUUAUGCCAUGAAAUAUCAGCUGGUUUGUUUGGGACCAAAUUUGUAUGGCUGGGAUGUUGGCUUCAUGUGGAUUUUCUAAUAAUCAUGGCAUGCAUUGUAAGUGUUGAAAUAAGACUCUUAUGAAAGUUUGUUUUUACAAUUAAGUACUUGUUGACUUCAGUCCUCUGCCUAGAAUUGACAUUUAAGAGAUGCGAGCAGCUAAUGGUGGUCAAAGUACUGUAAGAUUUGAUUCACUGAAUUGGUCGGUAGGGAGGGACGUUGUACCGUCAGAUUGGAUUCACUCCAUUGGUCUAUAGGGAGGGACAUAAAACUUCAAGGUUUGCUUUACUCCAUCGGUCUCUAGGGUACUGAUAACGCAACUUGUGGGUAAAUAAGUAUUUAAACUCUUAUCAGUACAUCUGAUAAAAAAUCAAGACCAAUAUUUUAGGUAACUGUUGAAUUUUUUUAUGAGUAUUAGUUUGGUAAGCUGUGUGUAGUUUAUGUUGACUUCGAUAAAUUGUUUUGAGAGCUAUGAAAAUGCAAUAGCUAAAACAUAUUUUAUUGAUUCAUAUUUCUUCAAAUAAACAUUUCCAGUUUUACAUUCCAAACUUCAGUUUAUUUGUGUCUAAGGUUAUCAAAUGUACAAUCCAUAAUGUUACUUUUACGCAUAACUUUCAGCUGUAAGCCAAACUUUAUUUUUUGUGACAACCAUUCAAAAUAUUGUUUAGAUUCAAUUUCUCUUUUGUUUGUUUUUGGUUGUGAACUUUUCUAUGUUUUGUUUAAAAUUAACUAGCUUUAUAUUGGGUAAUUUGCAAGGUUGUUUUCUUGGUUGUGCAGUCUUACCAGUCUUAGCAUUGGUUAACAUUAUAGUGAUAGAUUUCAUGGUUUGUGAAAAAAAUGUUGUUUUGUUGUAAAUCACUUUUUACAUAGGCAUUUAGCAACGUAUUUGCUUCUUUAAGUAUCCAAUUGUACUUUAUGUUAAAAUAAUUGAAAAUUCUUUAACUGACACAUAUACAAUGAACAUGUCACUGAUAUAAGGAAAAGUUUGAUUUAUGAAAUUUUUGUUAGUCUUUCCUUAUAAGCUUACAUAAAAAGGUUCUAGUGGCUAUUAAUGUAAUGGUCUUUGUCUUUAAAAAAGUGUUGGAGCUCAAAAGUCAAUUUGCAUAUGGGUAUUCAUUUUAAUUUCUGCAAUAGCGUGUUUGCUUAGAACAAUGAUCUGCAACAACAUCCUUACAAUUCUUUCAGACAGUAAAUUCAUGUUACGUCAUAAAAGUAACCACAUAAAUAAAUCAAUAUUUGUGUGUCAGAUUUUGCAUUUCUCUUUUAAGUUAUGUUACCUUUCUAGUCCUUGGAUCUCUUUCAAAAACAUCUUCUGAUACAUCUUAGUGUUGUAUACAGCAUUACAGUAACAGAAAAAAAGUUUAAAAAAUAUUGCACUAAGGCAAGGAAAAUCAUGUGUUUAUAAAAAAAAUGCAUUUAUAGGGUUAAACUAUGAAUAUUUGUGUUAUGCUGAACAUUUAUUUAAAUUAUACAUUAUUUUGAUAUUAAAGCCUGAAUUAAGUGACACAUUUAUACGGGCCUAAAAAUAAGUGCAAGACUUGAACCAAGAUGUAUCACAAUUUGUGUAAUGGUUCCAUGCUUGUUAAUUUUACUCUUACAAUUUUAUUUUUUGUUACAGUUUCUAAGAACAUAUUUUAUUUAGCAAAAUAAAUAUUUAUGUUAUUAAGAUGUUUUCUUUAUAUAUUAUGUCUGUUGCUUUUGUCGAAAGUCUCAAUUUUGAGAAUUGCAUGACAAGCUCUUACAUAAAAUGUUCACUCAUGACAUUAAACUGGUCUUUUUGUUUAUCUUUGCAUUUAAACUUCAUCUUGUAUUCAUAAUAUUAUUAUAUAGCAAUUAUAUAGUUAUUUAUGUAUUCAAAUUAUAUUUUGUACAUACAUUAAUCAGACGCAAUAUGUUUCUGAUUUCAAGCAUAUUUAAAAAUCAGUUUUUGUGGAUUUUAUUCAUAUUCAAACAGCAGAAUUUUCGUAUUUCUUUUGACUUCUGCUUAAAAUUUAAACAAAAUCUUAAAUAAAAAGUCAGAGUGUUUGCAUAUUUUUGCAUUCUGUCUUUUUUGAUUUCAUAUUUUCCAAUUGUUGCAUUUUACACCAAUAACACAUUCCAAUUUGGGAAACAUGUACAUGUAUAUGAAAUGCGAUAACAAUAAGUAUCAAAGAAAGAAACAAGGGAACAAUAUUUUUUUAUGAAAUAAGAGAACAUUAUGCAUAAAAUAAGGGUAAUAAAAAAGAUUUAAUGUUAAUGAAAUAAGAAUCUCUUAGAAGUACAGAUCUGAUACUGUGUUCAUUUAAUUAUGAAAUAAUAUUUGUGUUGUGUGACUGUAAAUAGCUCAUCAUGUAAAUGUGAUCAUUUAUUUCUGGUUGGGAACUUUGUUGAUAUUUGGGAUGAUGCCAUACAAUGAAUGAUUCUAUUUGAUUUAAGAUCAUUAAUUAAUACAAAAUGCAAUGAUUUUGUUCAUUGACUGUCAUCAAAGCAGCAUUGUUUGAACAUUGAUGCCCUGAAACGGUACAUUUUCUGUGAAACCUAUAUUUAGCGAUUGAUGUUGAAUUUACCAUCAAUUAUUCAUUUGUUUAUUUAUAAAAUGUGAUUUUACUUAGGACUAUUGUGCAGUAUGAUGCAUAACAAACAAAUAUUUCAUAAACACAUCAAAUAAUUUAAUAAAUUAUACUAUUAUCUUACCAGAGUCAUAAUUUUGUAAGAAAUGUGAAAACACCAUGACUUAAUUAGUGAUGUUUGUUGAAUGAAGCUAAUAAAUUUUCUUCCGUGGUUUUUAAGACUGAUUUGUAAAGGAAAUGGAUUCAAUCUUAUGUACCGCAUGAAUAUCAGUCAAUGUUUGAUCAAGUCCCUAAACCUUGUGUAGUGUAGAUAGGUUGCACCAUGUAUGUCCUGUUUCCAUUAUGUAUCUGUAUACACGUGUAUUGUUUUCAUAUUAUUAGAUAUUUUGUGUGAGUGGAAAAUCAUAAAAUAAAGUUAAUGGUUAGCACUUGA